AUGCGACACGCCAAGUCGUCAUCCCCAACUGCAGUCGGUGUUGUUGUUGGUGCACUCUUCCUCACUCUGCUUCUCUUGACAUUCAUUCUUCAAGUGGAAUCCAAGAAAUCAUCUCAAAAUGUAGAUAAAUAUGCAGAUGUUGAUGCCAUCAUGCACGCAGCCAAACAAAAAGUUUCAUCAUCAAAAAGUAGUAGCAGUACUACCAACAAAUUUGUCAAGGUGAAAUGUCCUCCUGGAAAAUCUCUCCUCUAUCGCUUUAGAGCUACGACUCUGAUCGGCAAUAGAGGUCUUAUCAACUCUCGUAAAGGAACAGCUGGUAACUCAGAAACUCAAAUUUACGGUAAAAUGAUUUUAACUUGUCCUUCCAAACGAACGACCAAGAAGGCUUUGCAAAUUUCCGGACAGGACGACGACGAUGAUCGUAAAAAGAAUGUCGUUUUGGUCACUUUCUUGAAUGGCUUCUUUGUUCAGUAUCAAGGAAGAUCACGUGGAUUGAGUGGACGUAAAUAUCGUCGCUUGAUGACCUCGACCGAUAUCACCAAAGACUUGAAUCAACAUCCCAUGCUAUUCGUUCAGUCCAAUAGUGGUCAUAUUCAAAGCUUGGUCUUUAGACAAUCUGAGAGUCGUUAUAUGAGAGCUAUCAAGAAGGGUCUCCUUCGUUUGCUCACAACUGAAACUCGUAAGAAGGCUCGUUCUCAAACCGAUGGUUUUGGUGGCAAAUACUACAAGAAUUAUGAGAAGAGAUUUACUCGUGGCAAAUUUACCAAGUCUCGUCGUUCCUUACGUAUCUUUCAACGAUUCUCUCAUGAUGACUUUGUUUCAACCAUGCCAGUCUCAAAACGACAUUUACACUAUGAUGCCUCUCAUUUGGUGAGAGUUUCAUUGAAAAAGCAAGUCCCUACUCAUGCCAGUAUGAAGAUAAAAUUGACUUUUGGACCAGCCAGUGAUAUUCCAAGACACUAUGCUUUUGAAGCCUUUGAGAAAUUGACCAAGCAAUCAUUGAGAGAUAAGAAUCCAGAGUCUCACUCUGCCAGUGACUUGGAGACUUUAUUCAUUGGCAGUAUGAACUUGGAAAAGAUUAGAAGAACCAAGGGUAAUCUCGAUGGAAAGAUCAAGGAAACCAUCUUGAGUUUGGAAAAGAAUGGACGUGGUGCCAAGUUAGGCUCAGAGUUUGCUUUUGAGAAUUCAUUCAGUGUGAACAAGUUUGAUCGAAAGGCAACCUUGUCGUUGAGAAGAAGACAAUUCUCUCCAAGAUUCUUCCGUACAUUGUUGAAUGGAGUCAAGCAAGAUCCAUCUCUUUCAAGGGAGUCCAAUCAAUUGUUGGCUGCUCUUGCCAAGUACAGCAAAUUGCAUCCAAUCAAGAGUGCUGAUAUGUUAUUGUCUGAAAUUUCGAAGGGUAUCAAGACUUUGAACACUAAAAAGUUGGAUAAGACUGCCAAGAUUGCUCUCAAGAAUUACUUGGAAAGUAUCAAAACUUGGCUGCUACUUAACUACAUUUACGCUUCUAUUGUCAUUGCCUAUCCAUCUGAAUCUGUUUUCGGUUUGUUGAAGACUUUGAAAUCUCAAGGUAUUAAAGCAUUUGCUCGUGGUGGAUCCAAGAAGUACAAGAUUGACGAUGACUACAACAAUGAGGUGAAGGAAAAUGCAUUCAUGGCUUAUGCUGACCUUGCACAUAGAUUGAGAGAUGUUCGUUUGCAAAGACAAAUUGUCAAGGAAAUUGUCACAAGAAUUGGACAAUCCAAAGACCUUACUGAGCUCACUACCAAUUUCCAUGCAUUGAACAAUGCUGGUAAGGGAGUUCAAGUUGAAAUCUUGUACAUGUUCUUGGCUGAUGAUCGUGUUCCUGACUCGAUCAAGGUCUUGAUCAUUGAAAACUUGAAGAAACGUUUGAACGACGAGAAGAAUGUCGACGACAUGAUUCAUGAAAUUUUAGGAUCCACAGGAUAUAGUCCUCUCGUCAAGGCUUCACUCAUCAAUGCUCAAAGUGAAAGAGAACGACAUUUAAGAAGAAGUACUUCUAUUCGACAUGUCUAUCGUGUCCACAAGAGAAGCAAGAAUGAAGAAAUUAGCACAGCUGCAAAGAAUUAUCUCUAUACCUGUGGUACACAUGAGUCUGGAGAAGCUCUUGCAAAGGCCAUGAAGUUGAAACCAAAGAGACAACAACGUAAUCGUCGUCAAAGAUCCUCUCUCACUUAUGGUAUUGUAGGAAGAUCCUUAUUGUCACAUGAAGAUCUUGAAUUGUUGGACAACUUUGAAAGUUUAGAACAACAAAACGUUCUUUUCCGUAGAUUCUUCAGACGUUUGAGAAGAGCCUUCAGAAGAAUUGGUGGUGCUAUUCGAAGAGUGGCUAGACGUGUUGGAGGUGCCAUUCGAAGAGUGGCUAGACGUGUCGGAGGUGCAUUGCGAAAAGUGGGUCGUCGUUUGGCUCAAGUUGCUCGUCGUAUUGGAAGAGGUAUUGCCAGAAUUGCCAAGACUGUUGCUAAGGGAGUUGUGAAAGCUGUCAAGUGGCUCAAGGAUAAAAUUCUUGCUGCCAUCAAUGCUGUCAAGAAGAUUGUUGCCAAGAUCAAGUAUUACUUUAGUGCUGCCAAGUUUGAGAAUCAAAAGGCCUGUAUGCAAGUCAGUGUGAAUCCAAAUGAUCAAUUGUGCUUGUAUCAAUCUGGUAUGAUUGACUUUGUCAGAAAGCAAGGCGAUUUGUCAACCAUUAAGAAGGCCAAACACUUUAGUUUUGAAAAGUUAUUAGGUACCAAUGCCGUGCACAUGUACAUGGGAUUCCUUGUCUAUGCAGGUGCUUCUUUCGAAUGCUCUGGAGAACGAGCUGGUUUUGACUUUGUCUUGAUUGCAAAGGCCAACAUGUAUGCCAAGUUGUUCAAGAAGCAAUUCGUUGUCAUUGAUGCUGCUGGUGAAUUGACAAAGAGACCUGACCAACCAAUCAAUGAUAACAUUUUCGUUAAGGUGUUCGCAACCACUUUUAUCAACAAGAGAUUUGUUCCAGAUCGUAUUCGUCAAAUUAUUGAAGCAUGUUUCUCUGAGACUAAACCAUUGGUUGAGAAGAGAUUCCCAAAGCUCGUCGAUUGGAAUUAUCAAUUCCAAAUUGGUCCAGUUCCUGUGAACUUCCACUUUAACGUUGCUUUGAAUAUGGGUGUUGAACUCAGAUAUGGUGUUUGUGUGGAAAAGUUGGAAGCUUCAGUUUCAGUGGAACCAUACAUUUCUUUGAGUGUGACUGCUAGCGCAAAUGUAGGAGUUCCUGUUGCCAAGGUUGGAGUUUAUCUCAAAGCAACUAUUACUUACAGAAUUAUUCCUCGUUUGGCAUUUGAAAAGUGUAAUUUGUGUGCCAUGUUGCAACACAAACUUGAUGGAAUUGAAUUCAACGUUGGUCUUAAAGCUUCUUUCAUGAAAUGGUCCAAAGAAUGGAGAUUCUUCAGAACUCAAACAAAGGCCUACGUCAAGACUCUCUUCGAAAAGUGUAUUGGAGCUGGUGGAUACAAACCAUCCGAUAAUGACUCUAAGAAGCUUGAACUCUCCAGCACACCAGUCAACAAGGAUCAACAACAGCAAUCAGGAAAUGAACAACAACCACAAGGUGGAGAAUCUCAACAACAACCACAACCAGAACAAGGUGGAGAAUCUCAACAACAAACCGAGCAUCCUAAUGCUCCACCAACCAAUCCUCCUGGAUAUCAAGAACCAGAUCCAAGUAUCAUCAAUGGAAAGGUCGACUCUCCACAAGAAUUGGCCAAGGUUGCUCAAGAAAAGGGACUCGGAAAUUGGGUCAAGAAGACAACCAAAUACAAGCCUCUCUUUGGUCCUCAUGCUCAAAGAAUUCCACUCAAUGGAGGUGCAAUUGUUCCACCAAAACCAGGAAGACAAACUCUCAAAGCUCCAGUCACUGUUCAACAAGAAAAAGUUUGGUCAAGUGAUUUCUUAAAGCAACACGUACCUGAAGAAGUUGUUUCUAAGGUCGGAAUUGAGAAACUUCGUCACUUACCACCUGAAUAUUUCCACCUCAAGAUGGAGGAUAGAGCCAAGAUUCCAAAUGAUGUUUUGGACUUGCCAUCUGCAGAUUUCAAACGUUUCAUUGCUCACUUGCCAUCAAGAUAUAAUAAGGAUACUGCUCUUGUCAUUCCUAAGACUGCCUAUGUGAAAGUUUGGUCUAAAGAAGUGUUGCAAAAGAGACUUCCAAAGUCAAUCUUCCAACAAGUCCCUGUGGAGUAUUUGAGACACUUGCCAGAAGAAGUGUUGCAAGUUCGUCAAAGAGUGCUUUCUCAAGUUCCAGUCGAUAUUUACAAGCAAGGACCAGCUGCUGUCGUUGGUUUCAUUUGUAACAAGUACAAGAGAUUGUGCAAGAGAUUAAUCAAGGCUGUGAAAGCUGACACUGGAAAAGAUAUUACAUCUGAGGUUCAACAAGCUCAACAAGAAUUAAAGACACAACAGGCAGAACAGCAACAAGCUGAGCAGCAACAACAACAGCAAGCAAAUAAUACUCAACAACCAUCUGUGCCACAACAGCAAGCAGUUGUUCCACCACAGGAACCACAACAACAAGAAAUGGUUGGUCACUCAGGACAACAAAGUCACUCCAUUAGAACUCCAUACGGACGUAUUCAUUUGGAUAUUAAUGUCAAUGUGAAUAAGCAGCCACAACAAUAA
Messenger RNA from Naegleria lovaniensis, 4647 nucleotides. RefSeq lists its product as uncharacterized. The coding region runs from base 1 to 4647 and encodes 1548 amino acids. The transcript has 2 exons. Lineage: Eukaryota; Heterolobosea; Eutetramitea; Acrasida; Naegleriidae. The record is from RefSeq and is a predicted model, not a curated record.